AUGCUAGAUGAUAUAAAUGUUCCUUCGCAGCUGCAAAUUGAUAGCUGGAAUAGUAUUAACCUAUCUCCAGUUGUCGAUACAGCACCGCGUGUCGUACCUCUUCCUGUUUUUAUUACUCCUUCCUCAGAAGGUUAUUAUGAUCGUGUUACUACAAUGAAAACGGGCAUUGACGGAUCCAAAGUUAUCAAGAAAAUACGCGAAGUAGAGUCAAAUAUAUCCCUUGCAAACGAUUUAUUGAAAGAAUGUUAUUGCAGAAGAUCAAUUUCUCACGCCUUACUCUCAUACAUCGAGUCAGUCAAGAAACAGCGAGGAACUAAUACAAUGCCUCAAGAAUUUCAGACCCCAGAAGUGGCCAAUAUUGCCAAGAAAAUGGCAGACCCUAUACUUGAGGUUUUCAAAGCUAUCAAGCUCAACGCUGAUCAGACUGCUGAAUGGUUUUUCUUUACGUUAUCUGAUGACGAAUUAUGGAGUAAUGGAAUUUAUAAUGAUACAUUAUUGAACGGUAUGUGCACUCUGAUUUACAAAGUAAUGGCCUUAGAGAACGUUGUUAUUUACAAGCUCGCUCUUAUCGACGAUAUUUCAAUGCUUCUUAAGUUUACGAACGAUCCUCAAUACGCACAAGAGGUUACUGUGCUCAGAUCUUGGAUGUCUAACUUUGGUGCGAUGACAAAUACAAUUGUCGAGAGGUUAUCGGCACUUAAAGCUCAACAAGUCCAGUUUAUUUUCGAUCUUUUAUAUGAAUACGUCCACAAAAAGAUUAUCAAAGAAAACUACGUCACAGCAGAAUCUAAAUACAGUUACAUUGCAACUUUGAUCUUCUUAAUCAAAGUUUAUACAAAAGCUCAAGAAAUUGAAGCAGCUUCUCUUAAAGAAGUAAAGAAACCUAAACCAGUUCUCAAGCCAUUAUCUCUAGAUGUCAGAUUCUUCUGCCACAACGUAUGCGAAGUCCACAAAUCCAUUGUUUUGAUGUACGAAAUUGCUCCCGAACUUUCUCAGUUCUUUCCAUACAAAUUCUUCGACUUUACGCAGAAGGAGCUCAGAGACAGACCAGCCCCUCAUCUUAAAGUCAAAUCAGAGCAAGAUGUCUUAGAUGAAGUCAGAGAUUCUUUCGACGAGACAUCCGCUUUUGUAUCGUACCUUCUUUCCUCGGAACGUGUCUCCAAGGAGAGCAAAUUGGCCGACCUUCUCCCCACAGUUUUGAGAAAAGUUUCAUGUGCAAUUUGUUUCAUUGCCGAAAAGAUCGAAAACCGUAGAUUGGCCGUUCCUCCGAUACCGAAAGACUGGACUCCUGAGGAUAUCAGAGACAAAAUCAAAUUCUCAAGGUAUCAAUACGAGUACGGAAUGAACGAAGGCAUCUACAACAUCCUUCCUCGUAUUCUCCCUCUGAUUAUGUCUAUCCGAAUCACAAAGGAAGUCCUUCAAGAACAUAUUGAAGUUAUAUCUCAACAAUUGGCAGCUUAUAUGCAAGAAUACAUCCAAGAAUUCUGCGUAAACAAAAUUGCUUACCUCGUUAGUAAAGAACCAAAGCUUUCUGAUGAUUUAAUGGUCAUCAGAACAUUAUUAGGUUAUUUCACUAGCGACGACAGCCUCAAAUUCCAAAAGAAAUACAAGCACGAGACCUUAAACUACCCAUCCACCAUUCCAUCUCUCCAGUUCCUUGACCUUGCACGCGCACAAUUGCAAUUAAUGAUAAAUCCUGGUUCAAAGUACACUAAAAAGAAAGGUUUACUUAGCAGCGCCAUCAUCAGUGGUGAAAUACUCGACACUAUCCAAGAGUUCCUCGCUAAAACAAUCUUCUUCCCCGAAUUAUUACGUCUACCGGAAAUUUUAGAUGUUGCAUUUGACCAAUCCAGGCUUUUCUUCAAGGAGCACUGGCUUGAUAUCUGCAAAGUCAGCUAUUUCAAAGUCUCCUCCAGUCUUCCAUACAUUCUUUCCAAUUUUGCACUUGUUAAUUACAACCAAACUGAACUUACUGGUGCAAUUUUCUAUCCACUUUCGAUUUACGAUGAUGCUGCACAUGUCGCUUUGUAUGAUUUGAAGAGUAAAAUGCUUUACGAUGAAAUCAAAGCUGAAGCAGAGAUUUGUUUAGUUUCCAUCACAAGAAUCAUUGCAAACCAAUCAUUUACUCCUAUCAGAGAGUUCAUUACUGUGAAAUCUUUCUCAGGCAACAUUCUCAAAGAGCUGAGAAACGAGAGAUUACUCAAGAUCACACAGAACUCUCCUGCAGUAAGAUUAGGAGUUCUUUUGCAACAAAACCAGUUGUUUGUUUUAGGCUGUCAAAUUGAAACAAAAGUUUUAAUUGCGAACAGAUUAAAUGAACUGUUCGUUGACUUCCUUAAAGGAUUCCUCAAACUGGCGAACGACAACGGACCAAUCAUCAUGAUCGCGUUCGAUAGAUUGGUUGAUUUACUCAGACAAACUCAUCAAAUGAUCGCUGGUUUCGAAAUUCCAAUGUCACCUUUCAAUGAUUUGUUCAAUAACGUCAUGGCGAUGGAUACUCCCAAUUCAUUGCAGAGCGAAAUGCUUGUACAGAUGGCUCAGUACAUGACAGGACCUCUUUUAACUGAUUACUUCUUGAUGACAACACCAUUUAGACUCAUUCCAAGAGUUCAGCCAAAAAUCGAUUUCCAUUCUUUGUUCCAUCAAAACGAAGGCGUAAUCAUCGAGAGAGUUUUGAGGCCAACAGCUACUUUCGUGUCUAUUGAAUCAUUCAGAGCAUUGUUUAAGUAUUUGGAUGAUGGCGCCAUCGCUAUGUUGCACAUGCAAUUAUAUUCAUCGAUUCGCGAAAUCAUGAAUGAUUUCAUUAGUAUUUACACGAGUUUCAGAGAUCAUAUCACGAGAAUUAGAGAUCCACCACUUUCCGCAUCAUGCCACCAAGCAUAUGAUAGAUUCUACGGUGCUUACAACAUGUUCUUGACUUCUCCACAGUUGAACAAGUUGUUUGAAGUCAUGUCACAAAUUGGCGAAAUUUUCGCAAUUUCUGAAAUGAUGGAUGACGCGUUUAACCUCAAAUUGACAUCAGAAAAGAUGAUUUCUGCAUAUGUAACAAGCAGAUCUCCAUUGUCAGAAGAGGUUGCAGAAGUUCCUGAGUUGUUUGAUUCAUUCGAUCAACAAUUUAGAGAUACCGCGAAUUACUUUGCAACACUCAAAGAAAUGCCAACUGUGAAACAAGUUUUGCCUCCAUUUACUUUUCUCACGACAGAAGAAUUCGUGAGAAUUGUUAAUGAAACUGAUGUUUUCAACGAAACUUCUGGUUCUUUGACCAAUUUCCAGUCUUUGAAAGGUUUCGCAGCGAUGUUUUCCAUCAUCGAAUUCCUCUACAGUAUUAUGGAAGUAAAUACUGGAAAUGCAAUGACAAAUUACGGUGAGUCUGUUUUGAUUUGUGCUGCAAAUCUUUUGGCGGCAACAAAACAAGUCGAUUUGUACAGAGUUGUUUCUAUUACAGGAAGAAUUUUGACUCACGCAGAAGCAGAUUUUAAUCACUCUUCUAACAAGAAUUUGGCCGAUUUCUUGAGUAUUUCCAAACUACUUAGAUCUUCAUUGUUCAUCGCUUUGACAUCUAGUUAUCCUUUCCAUGAGGAAUUGUCAAGAUAA
Messenger RNA from Trichomonas vaginalis G3, 3594 nucleotides. RefSeq names its product cytoplasmic FMR1-interacting protein-related family. Bases 1 to 3594 code for a protein of 1197 amino acids. Gene Ontology annotation, molecular function: small GTPase binding; RNA 7-methylguanosine cap binding. Lineage: Eukaryota; Parabasalia; Trichomonadida; Trichomonadidae. Gene Ontology annotation, biological process: regulation of translation; cell morphogenesis; regulation of actin filament polymerization. The record is from RefSeq and is a predicted model, not a curated record. Gene Ontology annotation, cellular component: SCAR complex. The transcript has a single exon.